CGCCUACGAAUUGUCAUCCCUAUUAAUAGCAAAAUUUUCAUUCGUCAAAAUCGCAGGGAGAAUAUGUCUGCUAUUCUAAACCACGCAAUUCGUCGCCAAUUUGGCGCAACUGCGGCCAGGAACAUGUCCGGCACUGCUGCCGUGGCCGGCGAGCACUCGGGUGGCUACAAGGUGUGGAAGCGCCUGUCCUUCUUCGUGGCCGUGCCAGCCGUCGGCCUGUGCAUGCUGAAUGCCUACCUGAAGCACCAGGAGGAGCACGACAAGCCCCGCCAGGAGUUCGUCAAGUACGACUACCUGCGUCGCCGCGAGAAGCGUUUCCCCUGGGGCGAGGGCAACAAGAGCCUGUUCCACAACCCCCAUGUCAACCCCCUGCCCGAUGGCUAUGAGCACUAAGUGGACACUCGCUUAGUCGCAUUUCCGUGUGGGGUGGAAGGAUGGAUGAAGGUUUUUUCUUUUUGGGUUUAUUGGCCUGGCCUGGCUAACACACAUUCGUAUGCUGCGAGGAGACUUGUAUUUAAUGUUAAACUAAACUCUAAACUCCAUGCGGAACACCACAACAAAACACAGACACUGCGGUUGGAUCCUUGAUUGAAUAAAGCAAACGCAAGAC
Drosophila subobscura is the source of this 610-nucleotide messenger RNA. It is a transcript of the gene levy, whose product is annotated as cytochrome c oxidase subunit 6A, mitochondrial. Gene Ontology annotation, biological process: mitochondrial electron transport, cytochrome c to oxygen. Gene Ontology annotation, cellular component: mitochondrial inner membrane. The record is from RefSeq and is a predicted model, not a curated record. Lineage: Eukaryota; Metazoa; Arthropoda; Insecta; Diptera; Drosophilidae. Gene Ontology annotation, molecular function: enzyme regulator activity. The transcript has 2 exons. Bases 64 to 393 code for a protein of 109 amino acids.